Messenger RNA from Chlamydomonas reinhardtii, 1222 nucleotides. RefSeq lists its product as uncharacterized. Lineage: Eukaryota; Viridiplantae; Chlorophyta; Chlorophyceae; Chlamydomonadales; Chlamydomonadaceae. Gene Ontology annotation, molecular function: protein heterodimerization activity; DNA binding; structural constituent of chromatin. The record is from RefSeq and is a predicted model, not a curated record. The transcript has a single exon. The coding region runs from base 47 to 454 and encodes 135 amino acids. Gene Ontology annotation, cellular component: nucleosome.
UCCAUCACAGAAGCAAGUAACUCCAUCACAGAAUAAAUCAUCGAAAAUGGCCCGCACCAAGCAGACUGCCCGCAAGUCCACCGGCGGCAAGGCGCCCCGCAAGCAGCUGGCCACCAAGGCCGCUCGCAAGACCCCCGCCACCGGCGGUGUGAAGAAGCCUCAUCGCUACCGCCCCGGUACCGUGGCGCUGCGCGAGAUCCGCAAGUACCAGAAGUCGACUGAGCUGCUGAUCCGCAAGCUGCCGUUCCAGCGCUUGGUGCGUGAGAUUGCCCAGGACUUCAAGACCGACCUGCGCUUCCAGAGCCAGGCCGUGCUGGCGCUGCAGGAGGCCGCCGAGGCCUACCUGGUGGGCCUGUUCGAGGACACCAACCUGUGCGCCAUCCACGCCAAGCGUGUGACGAUCAUGCCCAAGGACAUCCAGCUGGCCCGCCGCAUCCGUGGCGAGCGCGCUUAAGCGGGCUGCCCGGCCGCCAGGUUUGCCCCUGUGCAAAGGCUGUGCUCUACCUUUCAACAAAACUCGGUGUUUCUCAGCACCACCUUCAAGCAACGGCACAGGAUAUGUAGUUGAAUGCGUGGGGAUUUGUUGUCUGAUUGUAAUGCCUUUAUCUCACGGGAAGGGUGCGGUUCACACGGCAGCGCAGGGGUGAAGACUCCCUGCGUCAGUAGCCUGUAGUGCACAAUCAAGCAACCUGGAAUCUUUUACAUGGCGCAAGUGCAGGACGGCCUAUCCGUGUAGGGGGCGGGGGCAAGGAUACCUACCAUAUGACCCUGGCAGGUGGCCGAGCAGGUGUUGUCCAGAUACCGUUGAGCGCCCACGCUUGGUGGGCCACUUGUUUGCAGCUAAGACCAAGGCACGGCAGAGCUGUGUUACCUUUGCGUGCCGUGUACCGUUGAAGGGGGUUCCGUCCUGAGUAUGUCGUCUGUGCCCCGUUACCCCAGCCCAUCGUUGCCGGCCGUGGGUCCGUUAAGUUCGGCGCGCUUAGCGCGCGCCACCAGGGGUUGUAGGGAUGAAGGUGCAGCGCGCGCUGGUGCUAAUAGUUAGUCGCGCCCAGCGCCACCAUGUGGCCACCAUGCAGGGGUCGUAUCUUGUUUUUGGGGUAAUGUCUAGCGAAUUUGGGGGAGGGGGGUUGUCUGCAACCAUCGGCCAUACUGGGCCACGGUAACGCCUCGAAACACGGGCUCGCAGAUCGGCGCUGGGUGACGCGCAUUCCCUAAUCAGGGG